AUGUCUGAAAUCCGUAGAAAGCUUGUCAUUGUGGGUGAUGGUGCCUGCGGAAAGACUUGUCUGCUGAUCGUUUUCUCGAAAGGAACUUUCCCAGAGGUCUAUGUCCCUACCGUCUUUGAGAACUACGUGGCCGAUGUAGAGGUCGAUGGCAAGCAUGUCGAGCUUGCGUUAUGGGAUACGGCCGGUCAGGAAGAUUACGAUCGUCUUAGGCCACUCAGCUACCCCGACUCCCACGUCAUCCUUAUCUGUUUCGCGGUGGACUCGCCCGAUUCCUUGGACAACGUACAGGAGAAGUGGAUUUCAGAAGUGAUGCACUUCUGUGCGGGUCUGCCAAUCAUCCUUGUCGGUCUCAAGAAGGACUUGAGACGCGACCCCCGUACUAUUGAGGAGCUGAGGAAGACGAGCCAACGGCCUGUUACCCCCGAGGAGGGUAUGGCUGUCCAGCAGAAGAUUGGUGCCAAGCACUACCUUGAGUGCUCAGCGAAGACGGCCAUCGGCACGCGCUGCUCUGGUUUCGCGACUGGGACACAUUUAUUCUGUGUUGCACGCGUGAACACCGCUUCAAAGUCUGCCAUGCCGCCGUACACCAUCAGCGCGCGUCUUGCACAGUCGUCUCCGUCCAUCUCUGUGGAAAAAGGCGCAUACCGCAUGCGCGCGCCGCCAGUCCGCUCGCCGUCCAAACUGAGGCGCGGUGCGCGUUAUCGGGACCCUGCCCCGUCCUCGUACGAGAAACAGAUGGCCAUCCUGGUCGUCUUCCUGAUCUCAGCCACCAUCUCGUGUUUCUGCGCCGCUUACUAUCUGUUCACGACGAGGUGGGACUCUCGGGCUCUACCUUUUGUGCACGGCAACGCAUCUGACAAUUCCUCUGUCUCUCUUUCUGGUCCUCAAGCCGUCCAGUUCGACUUUGACCCCCUGAACUCUGGACGAGCUGCCGCACCCGUGUCGAUGGACUAUGAUUCUGGAGAAAAGUUUAUGGCGUACCUACCACAUAGUGGCUUUCACAACCAACGCAUUGCUUUCGAAAAUGCUCUCGUGCUGUCGCGCUUAUUUAAUCGUACUCUGCUUGUUCCCCCCGUUCGUCUGGGUAAUAGACCGUUAUACUACCUUCCGUUUGACGAGCUGCGAGACUCUAUCGAGAAUUCAAGCAAGGCUGGUUUUGAUUCCUGCGAUGCUAUGUCAGAAACUGUGAGCAACACCUCGCCAGAAUGUGCAGGCGACCCCGAUUUUACCUAUGUCCCCUGGGAAUGGCUAGUCAACCUCACGCAGAUCAAGUCUGAACAGAAACUACUCCAGUGCUGGGACUUGACUGACACUUGGCUAGAUGACCAGCUUGAUAUCCGCAGCGAAGACACGUUCGCACUCAAAGAUCUGAGCAGAAAUCAAUACAGCUUCCUGGACUUUAAGCCGUCUCCGCGGCCCCUCUCGCGGAAGUACCUGGAGCCUCUGCAGAUUUCCUCUCUGGCGACACGUCCAGAACGGCUUCUCUUUCUAGGUACACUUUUUGGCUCUUCGCGGCUGCACCUCCGCGACGCGCGGAACUACAGCCUGCGCAAACGCAUCCGCCAGAGCAUGGCGUUCACGAAUCCCGUCCUCACGGACAUCGCCAGUUCCAUCCAGCAUGCGCUCGGGCACCAGUACCUCAGUGUGCACGUACGCCUGGGCGACGGGCUCUUCCAGGCGAACGGGCCCGCAAACAUCCGCCUGACCUGGUGGAAGCUGCUACAUUCUGUGCUCGAGCUUUCUCUUGCAGACACACUUGCGCUUGAAAGGAAGCUUUUCUCUGGCGAGUCUGACCCGGCCGACUCGUCUCUCGCACCGCCUAGGAUUCCACUCGAUAUCCCAACGCUGCGCGCCCCGCACCCCCGCCUGCCCCCGCUCCCCAUGCGCCCCGCGCCGCCCCUAGCGUGCUCCGGCAGGCUGCACACCGCUCCCUCUCUGCAGGUGCUCAACACGCCGCUCUUUGUCGCAACAGACGUGGGCGAUCCCCGCGCGGACCCGCUCCUCUCGCGCUUCCUGCGAACCUUCCCGUGCACAUUCUUCCUCUCCGACUUCCCCACGGCGACGUCCGUGCUGGACUCGCUCGAGAGCGAGUACGACGACGCGAAGCUGAAGCCGUUCCUCAUGCCGUUUCUGGACGCCAUGAUCGCCGCGCGGGCGUGGCAGGUCGUGGGGACGGAACAGAGCACGUUCAGCGCGUUUGUGCAGGACGUGCUGUGGAGGACGUAUCACGGAUUCGAGAUCGUGCAGCGAGGAUAG
Molecule: messenger RNA, 2256 nt
Organism: Fibroporia radiculosa
Lineage: Eukaryota; Fungi; Basidiomycota; Agaricomycetes; Polyporales; Fibroporiaceae
Exons: 7
Coding region: 1-2256 (751 amino acids)
Biological process (GO): small GTPase-mediated signal transduction
Molecular function (GO): GTP binding; GTPase activity
Source: RefSeq, a predicted model, not a curated record